AUGAAGAAAAGUAAAAAAGUUGAGAUGCCGACAAAUGAAUCAGAUGUUGAUUCCGAAGAAGAGCUGAACCCAGAAAAACAUAAAGAAUCUCUGGAUAAAUUAAAGAAAACAGACCCAGACUUUUACAACUUUCUUGAAGAAAAUGACGAAAAUCUCUUAAACUUUGACGUAGAGUCGGGCGAUGAUGAUUCAGAGAAAGGCGAUGAGGAUGAAGAUGAAAAAGUGCAUUUACCUGGACCUCUUACUGGGGACAGUGAUGAAAGUGAUUUUGAGGAUGAAACUACUAAAUCUGCGCGAGGUAAAGUUACACUUAAAAUGGUUGCACAAUGGCAAAAUAAACUACAAACUGAAGGCAAAGUAAAAAGAACUACAAUUGUGACUGUAAUUAAAGUAUUUAAUGCAGCAAUGCUACGAGCAACCAGUGUAGAUGGUACCUCAACUGGAGAGUUUAAAGUUGAAGGUUCAUCUGUCUUCAACGCUGUUAUUCAAAUGUGUGUGCUGUAUUUACCUUCAGCCCUAAAAAGCUAUUUAGGAAUGGAACAGUCUGGUAAAGAUCCUCAGAAAUGCAAAAACUUUUCGAAACUGAAAGGGCCCUUAGUGGCAUAUCUUAAGGAUUUACUCAAACUCCUUGGCGGAGUCAGCUCAGAGAACAUAUUGACUGUUAUGUUAAAGCAUCUGCAUCAGAUGUCAGUUUUUGUUGCCUGCUUUACAAGGGUAUCAAAAAUGGCUUUGAAGAAGCUUAUAUCAUUAUGGUCAACUGGCGAAGAAACUGUCCGAGUGCUAGCAUUUUUGAGUAUACUUAGAAUUACGAGGAACCAACAAACAUCAUUACUGGAUUUGGUUUUAAAAGCGAUGUACAUGACAUAUGUGAAGAAUUCAAAAUUUGUGAGUCCCUCUACAUGGCCAGGAAUCAAUUUUAUGAGGAGAUCACUUGUGGAAAUGUUUGCAUUGGACCUGAAUGUAUCCUACCAAUAUGUUUUCCUUUACAUCAGGCAAUUGGCAAUCCAUUUGAGAAAUGCUAUAGUGGUACAGAAAGUGGAGAAUCGACAAGCUGUUUAUAAUUGGCAGUUCAUUAAUUCACUACAUUUGUGGGCUGAUUUGAUAGGAGCUACGUCAAAUAAGCCUCAACUGCAGUCAUUAUUGUACCCGUUGGUGAUGGUCAUAACAAAUACCAUUAAAUUGGUACCCACUCAUCAGUACUAUCCAUUGAGGUUCCACUGUGCUGAGAUUCUGAUCAAUGUGUCUAAAGACACUAAUACUUUCAUUCCUAUUCUACCCUAUCUAGCAGAGGUGUUAACCUCGUAUGACUUUAACAAAAAACACAAAAAAGUGUCAAUGAAGCCACUGGACUUUUCUUGCGUUCUCCGUUUGGCAAAGUCUCAGUUAGCCGAGAAUGGUUUCAAAGAUUCGGCGAUUGAUAGAGUGUAUGGUCUUCUGUUGGAAUAUACGGCCAACCAGUCGCAUAGUAUUGCCUUUCCGGAUAUCACUUUAUUGGCUAUAUUACAGAUAAAACAAUUCCUCAAGUCAUGUUCUGUUGCAAAUUAUACAAAGAAAAUAAGACAGUUAUUAGAAAAAAUAGAAGAGAACUCCAAAUUUAUCGAGCGGGAACGAGCCAAAAUUAGCUUUGCAUUAAGUGAAGGAAAAAUGGUUGCCGCCUGGGAAGCAAGCAUUAAAGCGAAGGGGACACCCCUUAUCGCAUUCUACGAAAACUGGAGCAAAAUAAACAAGAUACAGAAAAGGAAGAGAGUGACUAAGAAUGAUGAAAUUGCUGGAGAGAUGCCUAUGAUCAAGAGGCCAAAAAUACCCGAUUCGGAGGAAAAACCGGAACCGAAAGGUCCGCUUGUUCUCUUCCCCUCGGAUAGUGAAGAUGAAAACCUUGAGAUAGAGGAAGAAACGUCAAAACCUAAAAAUGUAAAGAAAAAGGUUAAAAAACCGAAAAAGGCAAAGGAUGUGCCAGUCAACGUACAAGAUAAAGGGGAUGUUGUACAAGAUCUAAGUGUUAAUGACUGGUAA
This is a messenger RNA of Pieris macdunnoughi, 2013 nucleotides long. The record is from the annotation of a GenBank genome assembly. NCBI's taxonomy places the organism in Eukaryota, Metazoa, Arthropoda, Insecta, Lepidoptera, Pieridae.